AUGGGCGGGAUGGAGAGACAGACGGAUGGGAUUGAUGGCAGGGGGGGGGGGAAGAAGGGGAAGGCAAGGAUGCGGGGGUGGAGGGGAGGAAGAGGGAUGCGGGGGAAUGGGUGGGUGGGAGGGAUGGAACGGAGGGAGGUAUCGUGGGGAGGGAUGGCGGGGUUAGCAGGGGUUGGAGGAAAGGGUGAGAGGAAUAGGAGAGACGGGAGGGAUGGACAGAAGCGGAUUGAGGAUGGGAGGGAAGCAAAGGAUGGUGGGACUGGGGAAGUGCAAGAUGAGCCGCCGUGCACCUAUGGGCGCCGUGCACCUAUGGGCGCCGUGCACCUAUGGGCGCCGUGCACCUAUGGGCGCCGUGCACCUAUGGGCGCCGUGCACCUAUGGGCGCCGUGCACCUAUGGGCGCCGUGCACCUAUGGGCGCCGUGCACCUAUGGGUCCCGUGCACCUAUGGGUGCCGUGCACCUAUGGGCGCCGUGCACCUAUGGGCGCCGUGCACCUAUGGGCGCCGUGCACCUAGCCCGUUUCUCUCCCCUCUUCUCUUCCCAAUCGCAGGCCGUCCCUGUCAAUCACGACAAAACUAG
This is a messenger RNA of Closterium sp. NIES-65, 579 nucleotides long. The record is from the annotation of a GenBank genome assembly. Lineage: Eukaryota; Viridiplantae; Streptophyta; Zygnematophyceae; Desmidiales; Closteriaceae.